UGUGAUUCAGACAAAUUAAUUUGAGAAUCAGGAACUUUACUGAAGAGGAACUCCACAUGGUGUUUAGAAAACCCUCCGUUUGUAACGUGUUUUUAUAAAGUUUUUUUUUUACUUAAAUGUUGUUAUCCUCUCCGUGUUGAGGAGGAAGUCGUUUUUACGGUUUUUACGGUGUUUAGUCUCUUAGUUUGAAGGCCUGUCAACAUGCUGCUGAUCGGUGGUGCGUUCACGGCCCUGCUGCUUCUGCUCUCUGGACUUUCUGCUGCUUUUGUUCCUCCACCAACAAACCUGACUGUGAGCUGCACGAACCUCGACGUGUCGCUGAGCUGGGAGUUCAGCGAGCAGCAAACAGGCACCGAAUUCAAGAUAGAUGUCAAAGGAUCUGAUAACAAAGAAAUACAUACAUUUUGGGUGAAAGAGCGUCACUUUGAUCUGAGCCACUUCGUCUGGGAAUCUGAGGCUCGCUUCAUGGCUUUCUUAGGAGUCAAUGUGACAGCAGUUCAGGGAGGAAACCGGUCUAAAGAAGCAAAGACCUCCUUCACCUUUAACAGCUUAAAGGAAGCUCAUAAAAAAUGUCAGUUGGUUUUCCCCCAUGUGGAUCUGGUGGAGACGCGUUUAGGACACACGCUUAUCUUCAAGAAUCCUCUCCACUACUACGAGAAGCUGAAGCAGGCUACCAUCGGAUCAAAUGGGGCCUCCUUUAAAUUUGAAUCUGCCUCUUCCAAAAAGGAUCAUUUUGACGGAAAAUGCGACAGGCCGCAGGAAAACUGCAAACUUGCUAUUGUGUUCGCUGCGGACGUGGAGAAGUGUGUGAAGCUGAAGGGAGAGCUGUUUGGAAGUAACUCUAUUGACCAAGUCGUGUUCAGACAGACCGCCAAAAUCUGUGCCGAACCAGAAGAGAAGGAUCUUACGGUGGCUCUGGUUGUAUUGCUGUUCGUCCUCGGCAUUGUAAUCGUUGUGAUUAUAAUUAUCAUCAUCAAGGUGAAAGCCUGGACGAUGGAGAGCCCCUGCACACCUCCUUCUCUGUUGCAGAAUCACAGAGAAGGAGAAGAUGGACCUUUACUAAUUAAAGAAGACUUGACUCACAUCAGUGUUGUUACACUGUUCGACCAGCCCGUCAACCCUUCUUCAGUCGGGUCCGAGGAGGAAGAGGAGAACAGCAGAGACGACAACAGAGACGACAACAACAGAGACGACAACAACAGAGACGACGACAACAGAGAGGACAACAACAGAGAGGGUUUGCAGCCUCCUGAUGCGGCGUACUCUGAUGGAGGACUUCUGGAGGAAAACAUUACAUCACAUGAUGAUGAUGAUUUGGCUGUCAGCUCCAAGGAGGAAGAGGAGGCCAGCAGAGACAGCAGCACAGACAGCAGCAGAGACAGCAGCGGAUACCUAAGCAGAGAGGGUGUGCAGCCUCCUGAUGCCGCGUACUCUGAUGGAGGUAUUCUGGAGGAAAACAUGAAAGAUGAUGAUGAUGAUUUGGCUGUGAGCUCCAAGGAAGAAGAGGAGGCCAGCACAGACAGCAGCAGAGACAGCAGCAGAUACCUAAGCAGAGAGGGUGUGCAGCCUCUCGAUGCGGCGCACUCUGAUGGAGGACUUCUGGAGGAAAACAUUAGUGAUGAUUCUGCGAAAACUCAGACUAUUGAAACGGUGGAGUCGAUACGAUCACACUACGAUCGCCCUCACGCUCCGUAGGUGGAUAUCGGUGACAGGGACUAAGCUUACCGCGAGAGGUGAAAAGAAACCUAAAAAGACGACUUUAUUCUGGAUUAAAAGUCAUUUUCUCGUGGUUUGGACCUCUCUAUACUUUGCAUUACAAACAAGUGCACUCAUGGAGGUGGUGCCUUUUCUCAAGAAGGGACAAAGACAGUUAAACCUUCUACUUUGUGAUUGCACUGGUAAACAUCUACCAAUGUUUAAGUAUAUCUUUGGUUUGCCUUGUGGCUGUUUUUUAGAGGCAAUUCGAGGGGAAAAGGCGGAUUGUUUCAACGGCUGCAACACAAACAGGAUGUGAUUUAAGAUUUGAGCCUGUUUACCGAACAUGUGGAGAAACUUAACAUGAAACCUCAGCCUCAUGUAUAUCACUUUAACUAUAUUUAUACAAUAACACAGUAGUUAGCAUUGCUGUUUGACUCUGUUGUACCCGGGAAACGAAGCGGUGAUCUUCAAGUCUCCUGAAGUCUACUUUAACACAACGUACAUUAUUUUACCUCAAGGGAACACGCUCCAUAAGAAGUAUGAUCGCUCUUAUAGUCUCUAAGUGUCCACUCUUAUAUUCUCUAAGUAUCGGCUAAAACUUGUGGAUGUUUGUGCAGCUGUUAUUCAUGAAGGGAAAGGCUCCAUGUCUUGUUUUUACAUUUAGGGGUUUGGUUCUUAAAAAGGGACAUUUUACAUUUUUUUUUACAUUUUAUUUGUAAUAUAUAUAUAUAUAUAUAUACAGUGGCGGCCGGUCCA
Molecule: messenger RNA, 2454 nt
Organism: Trematomus bernacchii (emerald rockcod)
Lineage: Eukaryota; Metazoa; Chordata; Actinopteri; Perciformes; Nototheniidae
Gene: ifngr1
Product: interferon gamma receptor 1
Exons: 7
Coding region: 202-1695 (497 amino acids)
Source: RefSeq, a predicted model, not a curated record